AUGAGUAACUACCCCCCUGCUGUGGUGAUAGACAAUGGCUCUGCGGUGCUGAAGGCAGGCUUGGCAGGGAACAAGGAACCCCAGUUCAUCUAUGCCAACAUCACAGGCCGGGCCAAGGGCAAAGUGGGGGCCUCGGAAAGCUCCCCGAGGGAUCUCUUUGUGGGUGAGGAAGCUCAGACCAGGAGAAGUUCCCUUUCCAUCAGCUAUCCGGUGGAACGGGGCCUUGUCACCUCCUGGGGAGAUAUGGAGGCCGUGUGGAGGAAUGUUUAUGAAAAGAACUUGAAAAUGAAAGCCUACGAGAGCCCAGUCAUGCUCACAGAGCCAGCACUCAACCCUCUGACUAACAGGAAAAGGAUGACCGAGUUAUUCUUUGAGGGUUUUGAGGUGCCGGCUCUUUAUGUUUCCAUCCAGCCUGUCCUGGCUCUCUUUGCCUCGGGCUAUACGACUGGGUGUGUGCUGGAUUCAGGCGCUGGUGUAUCCCAGUGUGCGCCCAUCUUUGAUGGUUACUGCCUGCCUCAUGGCGUCCUUCGACUGGACCUGGCUGGACGAGAUCUCACCCAGUACCUUACGAAACUCCUCCAAGACCACGGCAUCUUGCUGCUCAGCCAAUCGGACAAAAAGGUUGUCAAUAACAUCAAGGAAAACUACUGUUACUUGGCUGCCAACUUUGAAGAGGAACUGACCAAGAAUCCCGCCACAUUGGAGAAAACUUACAAACUGCCUGAUGGGAAGAUCAUCAAACUCCACGAUGAGAUGUUCCGAUGCCCAGAGAGCCUUUUUCUUCCAGGGCACCUGAAUCUGGAGGCUCCUGGCAUUGACAAGCUCUGUUUCAAUAGCAUAAUGAAGUGUGACACAGAUUUAAAGAGUACCUUCUUCUCCAAUAUUGUCCUUGCUGGAGGAUCGACCUGUUUUCCUGGUUUAGACAAGAGGCUAGUAAAGGAACUGGCCCUCAUGGUGCCUGCCAACACUUCUGUGAGGGUUUCUACCCCACCAGACAGGAAAAUAUCCGUGUGGAUGGGAGGUUCCAUUCUCGCUUCCCUGUCUGCCUUUCAGGAUAUGUGGAUCACCAUGGCAGAAUUUAAAGAGGUUGGAGCCAAUAUAGUACAUCAGCGAUGCUUCUGA
Dromiciops gliroides (monito del monte) is the source of this 1122-nucleotide messenger RNA. RefSeq names its product actin related protein T3 (gene ACTRT3). The transcript is spliced from 2 exons. NCBI's taxonomy places the organism in Eukaryota, Metazoa, Chordata, Mammalia, Microbiotheria, Microbiotheriidae. Bases 1 to 1122 code for a protein of 373 amino acids. The record is from RefSeq and is a predicted model, not a curated record.